This is a messenger RNA of Cuscuta campestris, 2105 nucleotides long. NCBI's taxonomy places the organism in Eukaryota, Viridiplantae, Streptophyta, Magnoliopsida, Solanales, Convolvulaceae. The record is from the annotation of a GenBank genome assembly.
CCCGAGGGAUUCUAGUUCAAGUAGGAAUAGAAUUAUGGAUCCUAGAUUACUUGUUGGCCAAGUUGGGUUAACACUAUAUAUAUCAUAGCCAAGCCUUGGGUUUUGAUAUGAGAGCCAUGUGAGAAACAUAUGAGAGUUUAUUGUAAUUGGUUUUGAGUAAUUUUCCAGUUAUAAUAAAGAGAUUGUUUCCAACAGCGUGUAGUCAUUGUUGUUUUUACUGCACGCAGCCAUCAUCUUCCUCAUUGGUUCGCUCACAUUCCUUUCUUCAAUUCCAGAGCCCGCACUGCGCAAAAGAAUCAACCAAAACCCGAGAUCUAUCCAUCCACUCUGAUCUCAGAUCUUCCUCAAAAUCCAAUUUCAUGUCUGCAUAUUUAAAUUCACACUCGCAGAACGUCGCGGAUGUUCGCUUGUGUUGAUAAUGUGUUCCGCCUGUAUCUAUCCGAUAGACGAACGUAAUGUCCCGAUUGGGAUUGGAUUGAUUUUUUUCUUCAAGGCUCUUUUGGUCUCGGAUCGGGCGUUUUUUUGAUUUUUUCUGUUUUUGUUUGGAUGAGAUGGAGAGAGGUGUCCGAUUAAAUGGAGAGGAUUAUUGUUAUUAUUAUUCGAGUGGAGAUGGCGGCGUCGGAGUGGCAUCCUCCUCCACGGCGUCGCCCCUGCCUCGCGUCGGCGGUGCUGCUGCUGCGGCUGCCUGUGAUGGGACUGUCGGUGGUGGAGGGAUGAAUUAUAUCGAACAUCAUGUGACCAAAUUUGAUACCCUCGCUGGCGUAGCUAUCAGAUACGGCGUUGAGGUUGCAGAUGUGAAGAGGAUAAAUGGACUAAUAACAGAUCUCCAAAUGUUUGCUCGGAAAACACUUAAGAUACCAUUACCGGGACGGCAUCCUCCAUCUCCAUGCCUGUCAAAUGGUUUUGAUGUACAAGGAGAUAGCAUUUCAGAGCGGACCCCGCCGAACCGCAGACACUCAGACCUGUUUGAUACAUUUCAGUCACUAAAACUGAAACCUCCCCCCACCCAACGAAAAGUCUCCUCAGCAAUGAGCAGCUUACGAGGUUAUUACGGCCUUGAACCAUCAUCAGAUCAGAAAGCUGCAUCUGAAGGUGUUGAAAUGGCCAGAUACGAAAAGGGUAGGUCCCCUUAUCUCGACGACAAUGACCCCCCAUCACCCAUCUCCAACCCCGCACUCGGUUUACACCGAAAAUGUAAAAGCGUAGCAAAUGGAUUCAUGACAGAGAAUGGCCAGUUGGUGGAUCAUGAAUCCAAUCAAGAAACUAAAGAUAGCGGCUCUAACAGAUUGUGUGACAAAUCUUUCAGAAGGCGUCAAAAGUCCGAGACUGAUUUCUCCCGUACCCAAGAAAUGCUGAUGAAGGAAGAUAACAGCUCUAGUGGUGGAUUUACAGGCAUUACUCCUAGCAAAGGCUUGGCUCUGAGACCCAAUCCAGCCAGCCGUACUGCCUCACUUGCCAAUGGCGAAUCUUCCCUGAUAAAUCCCAUUCCUUUUGUGUUGGGCGAUUCACCUAUUGCUGACAUCAGCAGUCUUGACAGAGUUCGAAAGUCUUCCAGCGCGUCAAAUUUGCAGGACUCAGACAGUAGUAGCAGUAGCAGCACAUUGGCAUCCCUGUGGCCAACCUCAAAAUGGAGUUUGACAGACUUUCAGGCGCUUUCAACUUCAGCCAUCACUAGAUCAAUCUUUGAUGGCCUACCCAAACCGAUUAGCGGACGAAGGAACAAAGCUGCACUUGAUUAGUGCCGUUCCUCCUUUGGCUUACACGGACGCUUCCAUUGGUAUUAUUAGUGUCACAGAUACAGAAGUGGGGAUAUAAAUAAGAGGUGUAGGGGUUAUAUAUUUAGAUACGGACGUUAAAUUUUGGUCUAAGGACAUUUCUUUUCCCACGUUGCAGAUGUACGGGUUAAACUGUUAGUGAUUGAACAUUUACAGUGUCAGAUAUUCAGAGUACAGAUUUUGGUAAACGUUUGCCUCAGAUUCGUUCAUCCAGAGAGCAUCACAGGAUAUAUGUAUACUUGGGUGUUUUGUUUUGACAAUAGAAGGUGGUAUAUAUUGGAGAUAUUUAAACCUUUUGGUUUGGGAUGGAAAUAAAAAGGUGUUAUCACC